ACAACAGUCAUAAAUAUUCAUGAAGACUUUCUCAUGUUUAUGACAGUCUUAUUCACACCCUGUCAAAGUGUUACCCCUGUUUUCUCCUGUAGUUUCCUGUAGUUUCUCGUCCCCAGCUCUGUGUUUUCAUGCAGUUGAGCUGAAAGUUAUUUGUCGUCUCCUCCCAGCAGCUAAUGGGUUUCUGUUCAUCCUCCUCACUGAGCGUCACAUCCUGGAGGAGAUAAUUCGACACAUAAAGCCACUUUCUCCCUUAAGUAAUAAUGAUCUGCUAAGAGUUGUUUGUCUCCGCUUUAUUGCGCUGUCCUGCUUGUUUCAUUAGUGGAUCUAUUUAGUUUUUUUACUCGGCUGCGGUGGGGGCGCUGUGACACGCUGAGCCCUCUCAUCUGGCCGCUGCAUUAGUGAUGAAACCGGAGCGUCCUCUCCUUCAGACCGGUUCUGAAUCAUCAGCGCCGCCCGUCCUCCAUUCAGCCUCUGAAGGCCCAGCCUCACUCAGCUUUCUCCAGAUGAAGAGGACGCUUUGUGUUUGAUGCAACCCGGCAGAGACACAUACACUCACCGCCUGCAGCUCAUCCUGCAGUUUUCUGGUAUUCCAGGAACUGCGUCGCUCAGUUACCAGGAAGUAGGUGUGAUGUCACACAUCCGAGCGGCGCGGUGUCUAGCUGAAGGUGUUGAUGAUCGCUUCCUGAACAGGGCAGCCUGACAUGUUCAUCGCAUCGUAACAGGACAGAGUCUGAGUUCAUCCAAACCCCUUUACUCUGAGACCCCUGAUUAAAACACAAGCAGCCGCCUUCUGAACAGAACCAGAGUCCAGAUGUUCUGGUUCUGUGGAGAAGCAGCUCAGAAAUGGUCGGAGAUUUAGAUCAAAACACAUAAUUAUAAUAAUUUUAGUUUCUAAUCCACUUUAAAUUUAUAGAAAUCUUAAAGUUUAACAAUUAAUAAAACAGAAUAAAAACCUACGACAUUAAAAUAUAAAUUAAACAUUAAAAAUUAAAACAUGUUGUUUAAAAGGAGAAAAAACAUUUAUGGGUUAAAAUGGCCUAGUCAAAGUGCAGUCCUGAAUCCAGCUGAGAAUCUGUUGGAAGACGUGAAAAUGGAUGUUAAUCUCAGUCGCUUCAAAACCUGGAGUUUAAAUCUGGUGGAAACCUGCAGCUGAUGGUUCACUAACAAGCACUCCACACCUUUCAGAUCCAGUCAUUGUCUCUCACCUGCUGUCUGUUGAUCCGUCUCCAUAAACCCCACGAAUAUUUAGAAGUUUGUGGUUUUAACUCAAAAAGUGUGAAAAGAAGAACCUUGAAAUGAGUCACCUGUUGAUUCAGAGACGACUCACCUGGAAUCAUUUCCUCGUUAACGACCUCCAUCACCUGAGCAGGAGCCUGAACCUUCAGCUGUGAUCGAACCCGAGGGUUUGUCCUGAUCGGGUCCAGAUUCUUGUAGCUCUGAUAGGGGUCUUAACGGGUUUCUGAACGCUUGGAGUCGUGAUGUCAUCAGUCUGACGUUACCUGGAAGCCUGAGGUGGAGCCGUCGCUUCUCCCUCUGCUCACAGCGAACCGGGCCUAACGGAUUAGAACCACAUGCUGGUUCUUUUCUGCUGCCUCCAUUCAACAUGUGGCUUCUGAUGGGAGACCGGUUCUGGUUCUGGAUGGUUCUGGUUCUGACUUUAAACAGGUUUUUGUGUGUUUUUACUGGUGGUAGCAUUCUGUAACAGCAGCAGGCUCUCUGCCCAGGACGGCACACAACAGGGGGUCACCGCCAGACAGAGCUCAGGUUCUGCUGGGCUCAGGUUCUGCUGGGCUCAUUUGUCAGAUUUAAAGAAGCAUUUAGACCUUACAGCUGGUAUGAAACACACUUCUCAUUCAAACAGUAACUGUUUUAAAUGUUUCUGGUCUGAUGCAAUGUGUUCAUGUUUUCAUGUGUUCAUGUCUUCAUCAAGCAGGAAUCAUCAUAACUAACUAAUAUUGUCUAGAAAGCAGCAGACUGUGAAAUGAAUCACUUUGCGUUCAGGUUUUGUAAUAUUCGACAUUGUGGAAUAUUACGAUACAAUCACCUACAGCGCCACCUUUUGGUCUGAUCGGUGUGUUUUUGUGUGGGCCCCAUCCUGGGGCCCUGCCCAGCGCAGCUUAGACUCAGGGGCCGCCCCUGCUGUAAGUAUGUGGAUUUAUCUCCGAGUUUUAUGAUUUUCUCUCCACGUUGUCAUGGUAACCGGACUCUCUGGACAGGAAGUGGAUUACCUGUUGCCUCUUCACUUCACUAAUGAACACUAAACUGUAGUUUUAUCUGGCCCGUGACGUCAGCCGCCUCCGCCCAAUCAGCGCGUUUUCACAGACACCUUGUGGGUAAUCGGCUUUGGCGCUCGAAGCUGUGUGUCCAGCGCCACGCUCUGCGCGCUCUCUGCGCCAGAAAUAGCACCAGCGGGCUCUCUGCGGCAGCCUGACACUUGAUCGGAUUCCCGGCCGCUGCUCCACGGCGCUGCGCUGAGGAGCCGCCGGAAGAACCCCCCGCGGACCGGCUUUUACGCAGACAAGCUCCGGAGUUUGUUGGGUCAGGGUUCGGAGUUCUGUCCCUGCAGGACAGUUCUGUUCAGGGGAACCAGGAUGUUAUCUCUCUGGUGCGGGUUUCUCAGCUUUUGCGUGCUAAUCUGCGCUCAGCCGGAUGAUGGGAAGCGGUACAUCUGCCGCGCAGUGGCAGUCAGCGGCGACGCCGGCUGCCCGGUGACUUUACUGCCGGACCUGAGCGCCGGCGGCCAGGAGGAGGAGCUGCGGAACACCGUCAUGCAGCUUCGGGAGACCAUCGUCCAGCAGAAGGACACCAUCUCCAAGCAGCUGGGCACCAUCAACGAGCUGACCACCAAGCUGUCCCUCUGCGCCUCGGCCGCCAGCGACCGGAAGUCCGGCAAGGGGGGCGAGUGGGGGAAGGACAAGCAGAACACGAUGGGAGACGUUCCCACGGACCCCAACGACUCCAUCGACAGCCUCGGAAAAACCAUGCAGGGGCUCAAGGAGCGGCUGGAGAACCUGGAGCAGCAGCAGAUGAGGGCCAACUUGUCGGGCGCCUCGUUCCCCAGCGAGCUGCGGGAGCUGCUGCAGCGCCGCCUGGGGGAGCUGGAGAAGCAGCUGCUGAAGAAGGUCAGCAGUCUGGAGGAGGAGAAGAGCCAGCUGUCCAACGCCACGGCCGCCUACCGGCUGAAGACCGAGAGCACGCUGAACGCGCUGGUGGAGAGGAUCAGCGAGCUGGAGAAAGGGGCCGGAGACUUUAAGUCCCCUGAGCAGUUCAAGCUGUCCCUCCCCCAGAGGACCAACUACCUGUACGGCCGCAUCACCAAGUCCCUGCCGGAGAUGUACGCCUUCACGCUCUGCAUGUGGAUCAAGUCCAGCGCCAGCCCUGGCGUGGGAACGCCUUUCUCCUAUGGAGUUCCGGGCCAAGCCAACGAGAUCGUCCUGAUCGAGUGGGGCAACAACCCCAUCGAGCUGCUCAUCAACGACAAGGUGGCCCAGCUGCCGCUGGAGGUCCGGGACGGGAAGUGGCACCACAUUUGCAUCUGCUGGACGACCCGGGACGGCCAGUGGGACGCCUACCAGGACGGAGACAAGCUGGGCGCCGGAGACAACCUGGCAGCUUGGCACCCCAUCAAGCCUGGAGGAGUCAUCAUCCUGGGGCAGGAGCAGGACGUGGUAGGCGGCCGGUUCGACGCGGGCCAGGCCUUUGUGGGGGAGCUGAGCCAGGUGAACAUCUGGGACCGAGUCCUGAAGCCGGCCGAGAUCCGCUCCAUGGCCAACUGCAGCGCCUACCUGGCCGGGAACGUGGUGGCCUGGCUGCCCGGCAGCGUGGAGGUGUUCGGCAGAGGCGCCUCCAAGCGCCCCCUGGAGGUCUGCCAGGAGCGGCUCCCCAACUUCUAGAGCGCCGUCACCAUGGCAACGCCGUCCUGGACUUCCUGUCAGAGUUUACAUCUCCAUUGUUUGGUUCGAGCUUUUAAUGUGAAAGUUUCUGAAAGCUCUUCAUGCAGGCUCUUCACGAGCGGCUGGAUGAACAGACGGAUGUCUGUUCAUCCAUCCGUCUGUUCAUCCAUUCACCCGUUCAUCCAUCCGUCUGUUCAUCCAUCCAUCUGUUCAUCCAUCCCCCUCCCACUGGUAGUAAAGUCAAAGUCUGUCUAAUCUGAAAUGAUCUGUGGAAAAGUUUUCCCUGAUGUGUCUGAACCCCUUCAUGGAACUCUGUGUUGCAGCAAAUAUCCAGCCUGCUUCCUCUUCCUCCUCCUCCUCCUCUUCUUCUUCCACUUUCUCCUCCUCUUCCUCGCUCCCAGUAGGCCAAAGAAAGAGGAGAACAAAGGAACCAAUGUUCUUUGUUCUCCAAAGGACCAAAGGAACAUUGGGCAUUUCUCGUCACUAACUGCUGUAAAUGAUAUUUAUCUUCAUGUUGUUGCUGUGUUACACUGUAGAAAAUGAGCCUAUAAAAAGCUUUAAUAUGUAUUUUUAUGAAUCUAAAUUGUUACUUAAUUUUGUGAAUUCCCAUCAUUAGGUUUUACAGUGUUGGCGCCUCGUCACAUGGCCUUCACAGACGUCUAAGUGCCAUUAAAUGUUUGGUUUUUUUACCUGUUUUGACAUCACAGAAAGAGAAUAAAGAUGAUACAUGUCGC
This is a messenger RNA of Xiphophorus hellerii (green swordtail), 4627 nucleotides long. It is a transcript of the gene nptx2b, whose product is annotated as neuronal pentraxin IIb. The coding region runs from base 2592 to 3893 and encodes 433 amino acids. The record is from RefSeq and is a predicted model, not a curated record. The transcript is spliced from 5 exons. Lineage: Eukaryota; Metazoa; Chordata; Actinopteri; Cyprinodontiformes; Poeciliidae.